AGGAUGAGCACCAAGUCGCCGCCCACGCUCAUGGAUCUGGCACAAAAGAGCCUGCUGCAGAAGGAGACCCUGGCCAUCCUAGCCCUGGAGCAGCUGCCCCGGCAGAUGUUCCCGCCUCUCUUCGUGGACGCCUUCACCGCGAGACUCAAGGACACGCUGAAGGCCCUGGUGCGGGCCUGGCCCUUCGACACCCUCCCACUGGGGGCCCUGAUGAAGGAGCCACAGCUGGAGAUCCUGAAGGCCGUGCUGGACGGGCUGGACACGAGACCCACACGGAGGUCUGGCUCCAGGAUGUGCAAACUGCAGACGCUGGAUUUACGGAUCAUUCAUGGGGACUUCUGGAGCGCCUGUGUCAGGGGCAUGGACUAUGCCUGCUCUCCAGGCCCUCUGGGUAGGAUGCAGCCGGUGCAGCACGGCCCAAGGCUGAGGGCCAGAUCCGCUGUGAGGGUGAUAGCAAACCUCUGCCUCACCGAGAUAAUGCCCAACGAGUUCCUGGCGCACCUGCUCCAGUGGGUGAAGAGGCGGCGGCACACGGUGCACCUGUGCUGUAACAAGCUGAAGAUUGAAGCGACCUUCGUCUACAGCAUCCACAGGGUCCUGGACGCUCUGGAGCUGGGCUGCAUCCAGGAAGUGAAUGUGCGCUCCCCCUGGCAUCUCUCCACCUUGGCCAGGUUCGCUUUUUACCUGGGCCGGAUGAGCAACCUGCAGAAGCUGUGUCUCUCCCACAUCUGCGUAUCCGACAGCUCCUCCGAGGAGCAGGAGGAGUACAUCUCCCAUUUCAUCUCUCAGUUUCUCAAGCUGCAUCGGCUCCGCAGGCUCCAUAUGAGAGGUGUCAGCUUCCUGCAGGACCGCCUGGACCGGGUGCUCAGGUGCCUGAGCGCCCCCUUGGAGGCUCUGUCCAUAACCAACUGCGUCCUCUCAGAAGUGGAUCUCCUGCAUUUGUCCCAGUGCCCGUUCAUCUUUGAGCUGAGACACCUGUACCUGAGCCGCGUCCCGCUGACCAGCCUCCGUCCCGAGUCCCUCCGAGUGCUGCUGGAGAACGUGGCGGCCACCCUGAAGACCCUGGACUUGCUGGACUGUGAGAUCACCGACUCCCAGCUCAGUGCCCUCCUGCCUGCCCUGAGCCGCUGCUCCCAGCUCACCACCUUUUGUUUCUAUGGGAACAGAUUCUCCAUGGAGAUGAUGGCGGGGCUGAUGCGGCACACCGGCAACCUGAGCAAUCUGAGGCAGGAGCAUUACCCCGCUCCCCUGGAGAGCUAUAACGCCCAGGGGACGGUUCAGCGGGCAAGGUUUAUCCAGCUUUGCCAGGAUCUGCUGGGGAUCCUGAGAGAAAUUCGGGAGCCACAGGGGGUCGUGUUCAGGACCCUCCUCCCCUGCCGGAACUGGGACCCCCGGCUGCAGCCCCGCAGGCAGCUCAGCCUCGCUCCCGCCCUCCGCCCUCCGUGUCUCUCCCUGCUGCUUCUCACCUUCGCGGCCCUGGCUGCGAGCUGGGGACAAGUCGUCCCGGGACUCUGCCUAACGUCGCGCUUCCCCUCCUCUGGAGCUCUGGAGCAUCUGCCCAGGGAAAGUCACCGUCAGCAGCCCGAGGGGCUCAGGAACCGGCCCCGGGGUACCAACAAGCCUGGUCUCAGCGUCAGUGACACCUCCUCCAAGCAGCUCUCCCUGACCACCUCCCCUGUUCCCAUCUUCCACUCUGCUGGUUUCCUCCACGGGACCCACGCAUGA
Molecule: messenger RNA, 1725 nt
Organism: Lepus europaeus (European hare)
Lineage: Eukaryota; Metazoa; Chordata; Mammalia; Lagomorpha; Leporidae
Product: PRAME family member 12-like
Exons: 5
Coding region: 4-1725 (573 amino acids)
Cellular component (GO): cytoplasm
Source: RefSeq, a predicted model, not a curated record